UGAUUGCAAUAAUUACGACCGCAACAAAUUAAAUUAAUUUAAAUAAAAUCUAGAACAAAUUUUGAAAUUAUGUUUCAAUAUCAUGACAAGUUACAAAAUCUUACAAAUUAUAAAUGCAAGUCUUACAACUUUAGCUAUAAAAUAUGUCCAUAAUCCUGUGAAGUAUAAUAAAUAUACCUAUUUUCUGAAUUGUUUAAUCAAUUUUAUUCGUAUUGUUUAAUGUAACAACUUCAUGUUUUUCGUUAAUGUUGUUUCGCGUGUGUUUUUAUACGUUGUUAUAGUCUAAAUACAACACGCGGUCGUACUUGAGAGGACGGAUCUAGAGAUAACCAUAAAUUGAGAACACAAUUUUGUACCGUUAAUCGAAAAAACUAUAUAGAAACUGUUCAUUCCACGUUUUGAAGUGUGACGUCGAAGAAUUCAGUCGAAACUCUCUCAAAUUUACAAUCCGGGAAACACUAUCUAAUCAUUUGAUCAUUGAUAACUAAGAACGAAUUUUCCCUUCAGAAAUAGUUAACAGCACUGCUGUCUGAAAUUCAUUGAAAUAAUAUUUAAUACGUCUCAAAAAUUUUACGAUAGAUCUACACGAAAACGGUGGACAUUACGUGUAAUUAACUAUUUGUUGAACAGGAAAAGAGUAAUUCAGUUUCAACAGGUAGAAGUAAUUUAAAAGUGCAGGUGCAAUACAAAUUAAACAGAAAGAAACCUUACACAUAAUUCAAUCACUGUCAGUACAUCUUUUGGAGCCAGAUGAGUAUUGGAAGUCAAAAUACUACCUCUAUUGAUAAUAUAAAUGGACAGAAAACACGGAGUGUAGAAGAAAUUACGAUUCCUGUACCAUGGGGUCAUGUGAGCGGACGAUUAUGGGGGUCAAUGGAUCAACAACCGAUAAUAGCAUUACAUGGAUGGCAAGACAAUUGUGGAAGUUUUGACAAUUUAGUACCUUUAUUGUCUGAUGAGAUUUCUAUAUUAUGCUUAGAUAUGCCAGGACAUGGUUUAUCUUCUCAUUAUCCAAAAAGCCAGUACUAUUAUGUUUACUGGGAUGGCAUAAUUCUACUCAGAAGAAUCGUUAAGCAUUUUAAAUGGAAUAAGAUAAAAUUACUUGGACAUUCCUUGGGAGGAAUAAUAGCAUUUUUAUAUGCUUCAUCUUUUCCCAAUGAAGUGGAGUUCAUUAUCUCUAUAGAUAUUGCAGGCCCUAAUGUAAGAAGCGUAACAAAAAGUGCUGCUUUAACCGGUGCUGUAGUUGAUAAGUUUUUAAUCUAUGAAACGCAUGAUAAUGAGAAUGUUCCAUCCUAUACUUAUGAAGAUGUACUUAAUAUAGUAGAGGAUGCCUAUAAAGGUUCUGUAACCAAAGAAAGUGCAAUGGUAUUAAUGAAACGUGGUGUACGACCCUCUUACGAUCCCGAUCGGUAUUGUUUUUCACGAGACACGCGAUUGAAGAUUGCUGGAUUGGGUGUACCAGAUGGUAUAGAUUUGGCACUUGCAUAUGCAGCUCGAAUAGAAUGCGCAUACCUUAAUAUUCGCGCUUCAAAUGGAUUGAAGUACGACAAUCCAAACGCUUAUCAUCAGAUCUUGGAUCAAAUAAAAGUGGGUUCUAAAAGAUUUGAGUACCAUGAAGUGGAGGGAACUCACCAUGUCCACUUAAAUAAUCCCGAAAGAAUUGCACCUAUCAUCAACAAAUUUCUAAGUACUUAAUGAUAAUACAAUUUAGAAAUGGACUAUAAAGCCAGAUUAUAGUUGUUCCAUUUACAAAUUAGUUACGUGAAAGCUAUAUUAGCUAUAAUUAGUUUAUGCAAUUCGGUUCAUAUAAGAGUAUGGGUUACAUACGAAUUUUAUACUCUUUGACUUAUAUUCUUCCAAAACUUCUGAUGAUCCACAUCAAAUUUAGCUUAAUUUAGAAAAAGAUUAACACUUUGUGUUAAUGUAUUUAACAUGCGAAUAUGCACGCACACACAUUAUUUAUUGAAAACAUACUGUUUUUUACAAGCAGUAAAAAAGAUCAAUGUAUUUUUUUAGGAUGCUCGAAAAGUAUUCAUGUUUCCUUUUCAUACGUAUUAGUCUUCCUUUGAAAAAAAAAGAAGGACAGUACCAUUACUAAGUAUUGAUAGAGUUCACUUUCUCUUGUUUACGCUUGACAGUGAGUCGUAAAAUAAAAGUAAACGCGAAUAUAAUAAACAUUGUUCCGUAUAAGAAAACAAAAAAAAAAUAACAUUGAAUGUUGCCUUUAUUUCGUUUAAUGGUGCACUACUUUUUUUGAUGGACAUUGCGGUCGGCUGACCGUAGGGUGAUAACGUCUUAAUACGCCAGUAAUGCGCCGCAAAAAAAGCUUUACCGGUUUAUGCUCCUACAUACAACAUGACGAUAAAGAAAACUUCGAAGCGAUACUAGCUAUCAUUACGUUCUUUUUGUACGUUACGAUUACCUUAGAAAAAGAAAGAAGAAUUAUUCCAUGGCUGGUUCCACGCAUAUUUAAAGACAAACCUAUCGUUUGUAAUUUAUUAAAAUAAAUUAAAUAAAAGCGAUCGCAAGAAAAAAA
Molecule: messenger RNA, 2536 nt
Organism: Nomia melanderi (Alkali bee)
Lineage: Eukaryota; Metazoa; Arthropoda; Insecta; Hymenoptera; Halictidae
Source: RefSeq, a predicted model, not a curated record